Talaromyces atroroseus is the source of this 1512-nucleotide messenger RNA. RefSeq lists its product as hypothetical. The transcript has a single exon. Bases 1 to 1512 code for a protein of 503 amino acids. Lineage: Eukaryota; Fungi; Ascomycota; Eurotiomycetes; Eurotiales; Trichocomaceae. The record is from RefSeq and is a predicted model, not a curated record.
AUGGCUCACCAAGCAGAAAAACUUGCAUGGAAUAUUGUCGUACAGAAUCUUGAUUAUUACUCCCUAGAGCACCCCGAACAGCCACGAGCAUCAAAUCUCUUUUUUCCACCUCCACUCGGAGCCGAGCAAAGUAAAGUAGUGAGAGCCUUUGCGGCGUCCUUUUCCCGGACUCUGACAGAACAAAUCUCUCUUGAGCGUGCGAAGUACCAAGAAAGUUAUGAUCCUCCGAAUGAAGAUGACCUGAUCAUCGACGAUGCCACAGCCAGGAGAAUUAGUCCGACUGUCGCCGAACGCACGUAUAUCUUCCACGAGGAUAUGCACAGCACCAAUGCACUCAGUUGGGAGCCAUGCCACCACACUUCUGGCAAGCAUACUCGGUUCGAUUAUGAAAAUUGGAACGAGCAUGACGAAGAUUCGAGCGAGGACGAUGAUGGAGAUCACACCGAAGAUUUCACAUUCAACUGUAAAUGCGCACUGCCCUUGCGGGAACGAAAAGCUCAUUCAUUCCUACGCCAAUAUCGACCCAAUGGUUGCUACGAAUUCUAUGCACUUAAUGAGGCUGCAUACUUCAAUAUACAUGUCGUCAAGGCACUCUUGGUGCGUGGAGAAAUGGAGCCGGUUCUCCGUGUCUGCUCACAUCCGAAUGUGGAUUACUGGAAAUGGCAAAAUAUGCGCGAGUGCGAAUGUAUGGAUGAGCAACUUGGCUGGGAUCGGCUUUAUAUAUUGGCCUUGCGGGCUUAUCUUACUCUGAAUAUCCUGUAUCGCUUCCUUCCUGCGUUGCAAUCCCAGUCCCAGGAAGAAGUUGUGGGAGGUAAAAAAGAACAAAAAUACGACUACCGCAACACAGAAUUAUACCAGAGAAUGCUUUACGAAUGUACUAGAGAGUUUGGAGACGAGGUCGCAAGUCUCCCGCACAAGCAAUUCUUCGGAAUUCCUGAUGAACAUUAUCAUGAAUCCUUAUACGUCACCAGAGAUGUGGCGGGUGAAUGGCCCAUUCUUGCGGAGGCUAGGGUGCAAUCCGGCUUCACCAAAAGCUUCAAGGCGAGGCCUAGAACCGUGGAAUUCUGGGAGGAAGUCUUUUCGUCGCCAUGGCGAGUAGACGGAAGGAUUGAGAGCUCUGAAUUCCCAUUUGGAUGCAUUCCGUUUGAUGUGUUUUUAAACUGUGGAUACUAUGAAAUCAAGUAUCUACCGCAUGAAACUGAGGUAGCUGAGGUUUGGAGCAUUUUGCGCACUCGGGCACGAUUACCGGACGAGAUUACCCUUCUAAUCAUGGAAUUUGCGGGGUAUAGUGGACGAAGACGCUCGCUUCCUAUUGCACAUGAUCCGUUGAAUCCGGCCAACAAGGAGGAGUUGGAGAGGUAUCUUGACGAGUGCUGGGGGAUUCUGGUUAGGUGUGGUAUGUUUGCUGAAGCAUUGGGACAUCCGAUCGAUUGGGAAGGACAGGUUACACCUAUGCUUCGAAUGAUGUUGACAGGGCCGAACUUUGAGAUGAUUGACAUAUGGCGUUAUUAA